Molecule: messenger RNA, 4994 nt
Organism: Entelurus aequoreus (snake pipefish)
Lineage: Eukaryota; Metazoa; Chordata; Actinopteri; Syngnathiformes; Syngnathidae
Gene: igf2bp2a
Product: insulin-like growth factor 2 mRNA binding protein 2a
Exons: 15
Coding region: 282-1697 (471 amino acids)
Biological process (GO): nervous system development; regulation of gene expression
Cellular component (GO): cytoplasm; nucleus; cytosol
Molecular function (GO): mRNA 3'-UTR binding
Source: RefSeq, a predicted model, not a curated record
GUGGAAUUGCACGGAAAGGUGAUAGAAGUGGACUACUCCGUUCCCAAAAAACUAAGGAGUCGGAAGAUCCAGAUCGGAACAUUCCCCCUCAUCUACAGUGGGAGGAUUUUGAUGGCCUUCUUGCUCAAUAUGGUACUGUAGAAAACGUGGAACAAGUCAACACUGACACAGAAACGGCGGUGGUAAAUGUUACAUACGCAACCAAGGAGGAAGCUAAAGAAGCCAUUGAAAAGUUGACAGGUCAGCAGUGUGAAGACUACUCCUUAAAGGUGUCCUACAUCAUGGACUCGGAGGCCGCGCCUUCCGCCCAGGCUCCCCGAGGUCGACGCGGCGGCGGCGGCGUGGCGGCCGAUUGUGGCGGGACCAGGGACCCCCUCAGCCAGGGCCCUCCGGAGGCUUCGAUGGCCCGCGUUCUCGCCAGCAACACGAUUUCCCCCUGCGCAUGCUGGUGCCCACCCAGUUUGUGGGCGCCAUUAUCGGCAAGGAAGGACUCACCAUCAAGAAUGUCACCAAAACAGACACAGUCCAAAGUUGACAUCCAUCGGAAGGAAAAUGCAGGAGCGGCGGAGAAGCCGAUCACCAUCAACUCCUCUCCUGAAGGCUGCUCCUCGGCCUGUCGCAUGAUCCUGGACAUCAUGCAGAAGGAAGCCAACGAGACCAAGACGACGGAGGACAUCCCUCUCAAAAUCCUGGCCCACAACAGCCUGGUGGGCCGCCUCAUUGGGAAGGAGGGCCGUAAUCUGAAGAAGAUCGAGGAGGAGACCGGGACCAAGAUAACCAUCUCCUCGUUACAGGACUUAACCAUUUACAACCCAGAGAGGACCAUCACGGUGAAGGGGAACUUGGAGGCGUGUUGUAAAGCGGAGGCGGAGAUCAUGAAGAAACUGAGGGAAGCCUACGAGAACGACAUUGCUGCUAUCAACCAACAGGCCAACCUAAUACCUGGCUUGAACCUCAACGCCCUGGGCAUCUUCUCCUCUGGUCUGGCAGUGGGGCCCCCUGCUGCUGCCGGACCUCGCGGCUCCGCCCCUCCUGUGGCACCAGCGGGAGGAUACAACCCUUUCUUAAGUCACUCUUCACAUCUCAGUGGUCUGUACGGGGUUCCUCCAGCAAGUGCCGGCCCCCACCAGCACUCGGCUCCAGAGCAGGAGGUCGUCUACCUCUUUAUUCCAACUCAGGCGGUGGGAGCUCUUAUAGGCAAGAAGGGCCAGCACAUCAAGCAGCUCGCCCACUUCGCUGGAGCCUCCAUCAAGAUCGCUCCGGCCGAGAGCCCGGAUGUGACUGAGAGGAUGGUGAUCAUUACUGGAACCCCAGAGGCUCAGUUUAAGGCCCAAGGUCGGAUUUUUGGGAAGCUGAAAGAGGAGAACUUCUUCACGGCCAAAGAGGAAGUCAAACUCGAAACACACAUCAAGGUUCCUUCAAGUGCAGCCGGCAGGGUCAUUGGGAAAGGAGGCAAGACGGUGAAUGAGCUUCAGAACCUGACAAGCGCUGAGGUCAUCGUACCGCGGGACCAAACUCCAGACGAGAACGAUGAGGUGUUUGUGAAGAUCAGUGGGCAUUUCUUCGCCAGCCAGACUGCACAGAGGAAGAUCCGGGAGAUCAUUCAGCAGGUUAAACAGCAGGAACAGAAGCACCAGCGAGGCGCCGCCGGGUCACCGCAACAAUCCAAGACGGCGCCGGCGGUCGCCACCCAAUGAAUGUAGCCCCUCCCGAAUGGACAGAGACCUCUACCCAGACUUAAGGCCACGGCCCAAGAGGGACCUGCAGGGCAGACCAGCAGCAGCAGCAGUGCCGGGGGAACAAAAACCAAAGAAGUUCACUAAGGAGGAGAACGCGAGUGAGAGCCAAAGGCUUGUGAGCAUUGUGUGCACUGCCAGCCCUGCCACGGCACACAGAGGAGGAUACUGAUAUUGCAAGGUAAAGGAGGAGCGAGCACCUGCGUAAUGUUCUCUUUAAGUGGGAUUAACAUAGACCUAACAUGAAUGACACUGUACUAGUAUGUGCUUAGAACAAGAGCGAGGUGAACUAGCCUUAGCAGUAUUAGUACAGGGUAGAAGACUAUAUUGACAUCUGCAAAAAGCAAAAAUAUAAAAGCAGUUCCCCUAUUUUGGAAAUUUGGAAACACACGAUGAAUGGUCUUGGUAACCAGUGUGUGUGUGUGUGUGUACGUGUGCGUGUGUGUGUGUGUGUGUGUGUGUGAGAGAAAUGCUUCUCACCUUUUUUUUUUUUUCUGCCAUCACUUUCUGAUCACUCUCUCAUCAAUUUUGCUUCUAGGAUGAUGAACAUAUUCAAAGGCAUGAAACUUCCCCUGAGUGCAUGCAGUCUUUAUGAUAAUGUGGUGCAACGGGUUCCACCUAUUUUAAAAACAAAUAUAUUUACAUAUAUAUAUAUCAUACAUCCCCCCCCUGAAAGGCAGUGCGGUGGAUGAUUGUAAAAAUGUCCACUGCAGAGGACGCCGGAGGAUAUAUUUUAAAAUGAUUGGAACGGAAAUGAUGAAAUACCUAAUAGACUUUUCGGUAACACUUUAGUAUGGGGAACAUAUUCACCAUUAAUUAGUUGCUUAUUAAAGGCCUACUGAAAUGAAAUGUUCUUAUUUAAACGGGGAUAGCAGGCCCAUUCUAUGUGUCAUACUUGAUCAUUUCGCGAUAUUGCCAUAUUUUUGCUGAAAGGAUUUAGUAGAGAACAUCGACGAUAAAGUUCGCAACUUUUGGUCGCUGAUAAAAAAGCCUUGCCUGUACCGGAAGUAGCGUGACGUCACAGGUUGUGGAGCUCCUCACAUCUGCACAUUGUUUUCAAUCAUGGCCAGCAGCAGCGAGAGCGAUUCGGAGCGAGAAAGCGACGAUUACCCCAUUAAUUUGAGCGAGGAUGAAAGAUUCAAGGAUGAGGAAAGUGAGAGUGAAGGAUUAGAGGGCAGUGUAAGCGAUUCAGAUAGGGAAGAUGCUGUGAGAGGCGGGUGGGACCUGAUAUUCAGCUGGGAAUGACUAAAACAGUAAAUAAACACAAGACAUAUAUAUACUCUAUUAGCCACAACACAACCAGGCUUAUAUUUAAUAUGCCACAAAUUAAUCCGCAUAACAAACACCUCCCCCUCCCGUCCAUAUAACCCACCAAUACAAAUCAAACACCCGCACAACACACUCAAUCCCACAGCCCAAAGUACCGUUCACCUCCGUAAAGUUCAUACAGCACAUAUAUUUCCCCAAAGUUACGUACGUGACAUGCACAUAGCGGCACGCACGUACGGGCAAGCGAUCAAAUGUUUGGAAGCCAAAGCUGCGUACUCACGGUAGCGCGUCUGCUAUCCAACUCAAAGUCCUCCUGGUUGUGUUGCUGUAGCUAGCCGCUAAUACACCGAUCCCACCUACAGCUUUCUUCUUUGCUGUCUUCAUUGUUCAUUAAACAAAUUGCAAAAGAUUCACCAACACAGAUGUCCAGAAUACUGUGGAAUUUUGCGAUGAAAACAGACGACUUACUAGCUGGCCACAAUGGUGUCCCAAUAUGUCCGCUACAAUCUGUGACGUCACGUGCAAACGUCAUCAUACCGAGACAUUUUCAGCAGAAUAUUUUGCAGGAAAUUUAAAAUUGCACUUUACUAAUCUAACCAGGCCGUAUUGGCAUGUGUUGCAAUGUUAAGAUUUCAUCAUUGAUUUAUGAACCAUCAGACUCCGUGGUCGGUAGUAGUGGGUUUCAGUAGGCCUUUAAAAUAACAAACUUAAGUUAGAGUUAUUUGGACACUAGGGGAACCAUAUAAGGGUUAGACUUAGACUUCCUUUUUAUUGUCAUUCAAAUUUGAACUUUACAGUACAGAUAAGAACGAAAUUUUGUUGCAUUAAUUAGUUGCUUAUUAAAGUAACAAAGACUUAAUUUAGAGUUAUUUGGACACAAGAGGAACAUAUAAGGGUUAGGGUUAGGGUUACUAAUAAGCAAUAAUUCUGAGGUUAUGGGUUAUACUUGUAUAGCUCUUUUCUACCUUCAAGGUACUCAAAGUGCUUUGACAGUAUUUCCACAUUCACCCAUUCAUUCACACACACAUUCACACACUGAUGGCGGGAGCUGCCAUGCAAGGCCCUAACCACAACCCAUCAGGAGCAAGGGUGAAGUGUCUUGCUCAAGGACACAACAGACGUGACGUGGUUGGUUGAAGGCUAGGGAUUGAACCAGGAACCCUCAAGUUGCUGGCAUGGCCACUCUCCCAACCUGCGCCACGCCGUCCCGUUAUUGAGGGAAGACUCUUAGUUAACGGCUUACUGGUUGUAUAAUAAGGCCAUGCAGGAUAAGGCAUUACUUAAUAAUGACUAAUUAAGAGCCAUUAUGUUACUAAUUUGCAUGUUAAUAAGCAACUAAUUAAUGGUGAAUAUGUGUUCCCCAUACUAAAGUGUUACCGACUUUUUCCGUGUGAUGUCGGAACACUUCCGCUCUGGAUGGUGACCAUCUGCUUUAUGGAUUCGCUAAUGGAAUAAGACGCGCUUGAAUAUAGAUGCCAUUUGUGGCGCCCCCCGCAGGUUGUGGUUAGAAUGCUUGCAUACAUGUAAUAGACUUGGACAAACUUUAUUGAUCCACAAGGGAAAUUGUUCCUCACAGUAGCAUAGUUGCAAAGGAUUUAAAGGAUAAGGAUGGAAAGGAUAAUGCACACAAGGGCACAAAAGAGGGCGAAAACAAAAGGUAUAAAGUAGACAGAAAAUGUACCAUAGUCACAAUAUAAAUAUAACAUAUAUGUCAUAUUUGCAUAUUAUACAUAGUGUCAGGGCUUGAAUUUAACCACGGCAAGUGCCGCGACCGCCCUUGUCACUUGCCGUGAUGCCCUAAAAAAAUUGACCAGCAUCGACGGCAAGAACAUGCCGUGACCGCCCUCGACUUUUUACUUAUUAAUGGACAAUUGUCACGCAAUUGUUUUCGUCGAAUAAAUUGACAAAAACACCCCAAGAUUACUUUUUUUCUUACAUUUUUAACUGUUAAAGACAUCGCAUAAUUAACAUUAAUCGGUAUAAACAACA